AAUGCGUUUAGUUAGGAGGCGUGGAUUGGCGUGGCGGGAAGCAGCAAAGAAGGCUGCUCAAGCACAACAUACCGCCUCUAACGCAACAAAGGACAAAUGGAGUGAGCUCCUGCAACAACUCAAAGAAACCAAACCCUGUGAUCAUCCUGCCUGUAGAGGAAACCAUAAACCAGGCCAACCCCACCAAUACGACUAUGCACCAAUACGGCGGGAAUCGAGAGCAUCUGCUGUGCAGAGAGCAGCUGAGCAAGAGGAGGAAUUCCGAGGCUUCACCAACCGCCUGCUGGUGGUGUUGGCUCUGCUGCUGGCCGGACUUACUGGAGUGGUGCUUUACAGCCUU
This is a messenger RNA of Macrobrachium nipponense, 340 nucleotides long. RefSeq lists its product as uncharacterized. The record is from RefSeq and is a predicted model, not a curated record. The transcript has 2 exons. NCBI's taxonomy places the organism in Eukaryota, Metazoa, Arthropoda, Malacostraca, Decapoda, Palaemonidae. The annotation marks the transcript as partial.